Messenger RNA from Closterium sp. NIES-65, 453 nucleotides. NCBI's taxonomy places the organism in Eukaryota, Viridiplantae, Streptophyta, Zygnematophyceae, Desmidiales, Closteriaceae. The record is from the annotation of a GenBank genome assembly.
AUGAUUCCAACACUGCUCCGGCCGACCUCCUUGGUCUUGAGUCGGUCGGUGCGGCGUCUGCCCCUAGCGGGAGACGCCGCCCUGGCAAGGGCAAGGGGGGCAAGGGCGCUGGAGGAGCAAGCGGGGGCGGUGGUGGAGGAGGUGGCGGCGGUGGGGGGAGUGGGGGUGGCGGUGGGAGUGGAGGUGGGGGUGGGGGGGUCGGUGGCGGCAGUGGAGGCGGAGGUGGCGGCAGCGGUGGCGGUGGGAGCGGAGGUGGCGGAGGUGGCGGCGGUGGAGGCGGAGGCGGAGGUGGCGGCAGCAGCGGAGGCGGCGGAGGUGGCGGAGGCGGCGGGGGUGGGGGUGGUGCUGGUCGGGGGUCUUCGCAGAGGAGUGGCUCCGGUGGUGGCUCGCGCCAGCAGAAGCAGCGCAGUCGGGAGACCCUCUCCCCUCAGCAACUUCGUGUGUCCCAGGUAG